This is a messenger RNA of Onychostoma macrolepis, 2401 nucleotides long. RefSeq names its product serine incorporator 5 (gene serinc5). The coding region runs from base 276 to 1655 and encodes 459 amino acids. Gene Ontology annotation, cellular component: membrane. Lineage: Eukaryota; Metazoa; Chordata; Actinopteri; Cypriniformes; Cyprinidae. The transcript is spliced from 12 exons. The record is from RefSeq and is a predicted model, not a curated record.
CAAUAAUGAAUGUGAAUAAACAAUAAAGCGCCACUGUAACCCAACACGGCUCUGUGAUUUGGGAUUUAUAAUAUAUAGGCCAUCUUCUCACAGUCUUCCGCACUGAGCCGCUACUCGCGCGCGUCACAGUCUAUUGUGAGCGGCGGCGCGCGGCGCGUGCAGGGAGAAUCGCGGGAGCACCGAACGCUAGAGCCACGGUCGCGUUAUCAGAACCUCACGAGCUCAACAAUUGAACUGGAUCGGUGUGCGUAAGGAGGAUUUGCCUUGCUGUCACAAUGUGUGCACCGUGUUGUUUGUCUCAGCUGGCCUGCUGCUGUGGAUCGGCUGCCUGCUCCCUGUGCUGCGGCUGCUGUCCCAAGAUCAAACAGUCCACCUCCACACGCUUCAUGUACGCCCUCUUCUUCAUGUUGGUCACGGUAACCUGUGUCAUCAUGAUGUCCCCCACUGUGGAGACAGCAAUGCGAGAACAUAUUCCUUUCUACACUGACAUGUGUAAUAAGCUGAAUGCGGGGGAGAACUGCAGUACUCUAGUGGGCUAUUCAGCUGUGUAUAAAGUCUGUUUCGGCAUGGCCUGCUUUUUCUUCUUAUUCUCUGUGUUCACCAUUCGUGUGCGAACCAGCACAGGAUGCCGGGCAGCUGUUCACAACGGGUUUUGGUUCUUUAAGUUCGUGGCUUUGCUGGCCUGCUGUGCAGGCGGAUUUUUUCUCCCAAAUCAAGAAAAGUUUCUAGAAGUCUGGCGUUAUGUGGGGGCUGCUGGAGGUUUUCUCUUCAUCAUCAUCCAGUUGAUGCUUCUCGUUCAGUUUGCCCACAGAUGGAAUCAAAACUGGAGCUCAGGAGUCAAGUAUAAUAAAGUCUGGUAUGCAGCGCUGGCUCUGGUCACACUGGUGCUGUUCUCCGUGGCGGUGGGAGCUUUGGUGUUUAUGAUCAUGUUCUACACCGACCCAGAGGCCUGCUUCCUCAACAAGCUCUUCCUGGGUGUCAACGGUGGCCUGUGCUUCGUCGUGUCUCUGCUGGCUAUCUCGCCCUGCAUUCAGACCUUUCAGCCCACCUCAGGUCUGCUGCAGUCCGCGAUCAUCUCCGUCUACGUCAUGUACCUCACCUUCUCCGCACUCGCCAGCAAACCCAUUGAAAUGGUGGAGCGAAAUGGAAAAAAUGCCACUGUCUGCGUCUUUCCCUACAAAUCAGGACAGCAGAGCGACACAAACAUAGUGACGGGCGUCGGAACAGCCAUACUGUUUGGCUGUAUACUCUAUUCUUGUUUGAUCUCUACCACCAAGAGGAGCUCAACAGCAUUGCAGGUGUACAGGAACGAUAUGCCUGAAAAUGAGAGAGCACGAUGCUGCUUCUGCUGUGUUGACGAUACCGAGGACUAUGAUGAUGAGAAGACUGCUGGAGGGCAGAAUGUGAAGUAUGAUGAGAAAGAAGGCACAAUCUACAGCUACUGCUAUUUCCAUUUUGUUUUCUUUCUCGGCUCCCUCUACGUCAUGAUGACUGUAACCAACUGGUUUCAUUAUGAGAACGCAAAGAUCGAGAGGCUGCUGGAUGGGAGCUGGUCAGUGUUCUGGAUCAAGAUGGCAUCCUGUUGGGUCUGUUUAUUUCUGUACAUGUGGACCCUGGUGGUCCCCAUGCUCUUCCCAAAGAGAUUCCAAGCCUAGAAACCUUUCACACAUGAUCCGGUAUCACCACUGUCCAGUUAAAACUACUGUGUGUUUGUGUGUGUGUGUGUGUGUGUGUGUGUGUGUGUGUGUGUGUGAGAGAGAGAGAGAGAGUUUUGUUUGGUUUUAAUGUUUUUUGUUUGUUUUUUUAUAGUUUUACUAUAGUAAUGGCUUUUGAUUUCUCAAAAGCUGCUUACGUUUUGUCUUUAAAUACGUUUUCAUGGAAAUUUGUUACAGAAAUCAUGUCACGGUUAGUCCCACGCUGAUGUAGGGCUCUUUUUUUCCUCAUAACAUGAAGGUAUAAAAACAAAGCAUUGCUCAGGCUCACACAUUACCUGCAAGUGUCUUGCUUGUUACGCUUUUAUUUUGGUAGCUGAAGAAUUCUAUGCAAAUCAACAAACCAUCUGUGAUUUUCAUUCAUUUAUUUGUCUGCCUUUUUGAAAGGUCUUCAAAUGUGUUUUAUAGUUGUAUUUCACAUCAAGGGUGUUUCACUAACGUAACAAGACUUCCUAUUUGAGUAAAUGUACAUAUUUAUUUAAUAGAGAUCUCUUCUCAUUAGUUAGGAAAGUGCUGCCUUGCAAAACCAGAACACUACACCACCAGUUGCACUCGUGGAAACAUGAUCAAAACCAGCUGAAAAAUGACUGUGCAAGAUUAUCCCUGUACAUACAUGUGAAUAAAUGGACUCAUAUGAGAUGUCAUGUUACUGCAUUUAUUGAAGCACCCUAAUAACUUCCUUAUAAAAC